Messenger RNA from Myripristis murdjan (pinecone soldierfish), 3599 nucleotides. RefSeq names its product uridine monophosphate synthetase (gene umps). The transcript is spliced from 10 exons. NCBI's taxonomy places the organism in Eukaryota, Metazoa, Chordata, Actinopteri, Holocentriformes, Holocentridae. Gene Ontology annotation, biological process: 'de novo' pyrimidine nucleobase biosynthetic process; 'de novo' UMP biosynthetic process. Gene Ontology annotation, molecular function: orotidine-5'-phosphate decarboxylase activity; orotate phosphoribosyltransferase activity. The record is from RefSeq and is a predicted model, not a curated record. Bases 108 to 1571 code for a protein of 487 amino acids.
GCACCCGGAAAUGGCCUACCCAAAAAUAACGUGUUUGAGUGGGACCUCCCGCGCCGGAACAGUGGCGCUCAGUCAGACAGGCUCUUGUAACUCGUCCAUCCAAAAACAUGGCGAACGACUCAAUUGAUAGUUUAAUUCUCAAACUCCACGACGUCGACGCGGUGAAAUUCGGGGAGUACAAGCUGAAGAGCGGCAUGUUGACGCCGAUCUACAUCGAUUUGAGAGUUCUCGUCUCCUACCCGUCCCUGAUGAACCAGGUGUCAAGCCUCAUUUACCAGCGUGCACAAGAAGAGGAGCUAAAAUUUGACUCUGUGUGCGGGGUGCCCUACACAGCUCUGCCCUUGGCCACAAUUAUCUGCUCCAGAAAUGAACUGCCCAUGCUGAUCAGACGAAAAGAGACCAAGGACUAUGGAACCAAGCGGCAGGUGGAGGGGAAAGUUAGAGAAGGUGAGACGUGUUUGAUCAUCGAGGACACGGUGACCAGCGGCACCAGCAUCUUGGAGACCGCUGAGGUGCUCUACAAGGAGGGACUGAAGGUGACAGAUGCCAUCGUGCUAAUGGACAGAGAACAGGGCGGUGUGGAGAUGUUGGCCUCUCAGGGAAUCAGACUCCAUCCAAUCAUCUCCAUGUUCAAACUGCUCAACGUGCUGCUGGCAGCCGAACGCAUCAACGACCAAACCGCCCAGAGCGUCCGCAAGUUCAUCCUGGACAACAACACUUUCCGCUCUAAGGUUAAGAAUGGGGAUGGCUCUCCUGUCUCCAAGAAACCAUGUAAGGAACAGAGCCAGGAGCUGAGCUAUGGAGCCAGAGCCAAACUACCAAACGUCCACCCUUUGGCAUCGAAGCUGCUCAGGAUCAUGGAGGAGAAGCAGUCCAACCUCUGUGUGUCUGCUGAUGUGACCAGCAGUGAGGAGCUGCUUCAGCUGGCCGACUCCCUGGGUCCAAAGAUCUGCCUGUUGAAGACUCAUGUGGACAUCGUAAACGACUACACUCCAGCCCUAAGCCAGGAACUGAAGGCCCUGGCGGAGAAACACAACUUCCUCAUCUUUGAGGACCGCAAGUUUGCUGACAUUGGCAACACGGUGAAGCACCAGUAUGAAGGAGGAGUGUACCAGAUCUCAUCGUGGUCCCACAUAGUGAAUGCCCAUGUGGUGCCAGGGCCUGGGGUGUUGAAGGGUCUUAGUGCUGUGGGCCAGCCGCUGGGCCGAGGCUGUCUGCUCAUAGCACAGAUGAGCUCUCAGGGGUCGCUGGCUACUGGCGAGUACACACAGACCGCGGUGAAAAUGGCAGAAGAGCAAUCAGACUUUGUGAUUGGCUUUAUCUGUGGCUCCAAGAUCAGCAAGAAGCCAGAGUUCAUCCACAUGACGCCCGGAGUGCAGAUGCAGGCUGGAGGUGAUGGGUUGGGUCAACAAUACAGCAGCCCUGAGGACGUUAUCUGCAACAAAGGCUCUGAUGUCAUCAUUGUGGGACGGGGUGUCCUGGGGGCCUCAGAUAGGCUGGAGGCCGCUGAGUCAUACAGGAAGUCAGGCUGGGAGGCCUACACCAAGAGAAUGGGCCAGACUGGCCAAUAGGAGAUAUCAACGAUUUGUGCAUUAUUCAUUAUAAUUGCAUAUUCUUACUGAAACUCUCCUAUUUACUUUGCAUAGUGGUUUUUAUAUUUCCCAGUAUUACCAGGAUGAACAGAGAUGAAUACAUAUACGUGUAUAUGUGAACACCAGAUUACCACAUCAAAUGUCACUCCUGCAUCUGCACAAAUAGAGUUUUUACAAUUCCAGGGGUUACCUAGCACAUAACUAUUGAACACAGGUGUGUGUGUCUUGAUUCCCUCCGUUUAAUGAGCUGCUCAGACUGUCCGGACUUCUAACAUUCUGCUAAGACACAUAACACCCGGCUUGAAUUGUCACUUGAAAAUGUUUUUCAGUAUUUAUAUUACACAAUGAUUGCAUGUGGAUCCAUUUAUACCUACAAAUAGCGAUAAACAUCACUCAUAUAGUUUUUAUUGUAUUUUUUUUUUUUCCUUUUUAGUUGCUAGACUUUCUGAUGUUUAUUUUACAAAUUUUAGGAAUGGGUUAGACAGUCACAUUGCUGAUUGACCUCAUUUCAAAGCUAGGCCACGAUUCAGACCAAAAGUAAUAGAGAAAAUACUAGUAUAACUGAUAAAUUUCACUAACUGAAUAGUGUUGGAGUUGAAAUUCAGGGCAUCUAUCAGCCAGACUUGGGAUGGAUGGUGAUGAACACAAGCUUUUGAUAAAAGUUAGAAAUCAGUAUUAAAUGACCAUUUUUGUUAGACCAGAUUAUAAAGGGACCAUUACAAACCUGGUCAGUUGCAGAUCAGUAAAUGGGAAAUUGGUUUUGAGUAAUAUUUGGACCUCAGGCCAUAACUUAUCAAGAAUGUGGAAUGGGGAAAAAAAAAACUUGAGUAUGUCAGGCACAAAAUGUUGGCCUUAGUUCUUCCGUCUUAAAAUGGGUUGCCCUGGAAAGAAUGUGAAAUGUUCCUAAAACAUUGUGGACCAUCUCAACAGUGGAUGAAUUCAGUAAUAUGUUUACAGUAUUUCAUCUGCUCUACUCCACUGUAAAUGCUUAAUAAUGCUUCCAAAUCAGUACUCGUCCUGACCUGGCUUGAUAAAGGCCAGUAUCUGCUCGUCCACAUUGCUAACGAUUACAUAUCCAGGUUUGAGACCAGUGCUUGAGUAAUAACAAGUCAAAAAAAUUGUGAUAUGACUACUUCUGCAGAACUAUGUAGAAGUUGUUCCAUAUCAUGUGUUUAUUGUGCACCUAUCUGCCACUGCUGCUGCUUUAUAGGUUAACUACAACUGAUUAGGCACAUUAUAAUACAGAACCUGUCUCUUUAUCAACAGAGAGCUUUGUUUGUUGUUUGUGAUGGCUCAGAGGUAAACAGUGUAUCUUGGGGGCGAGGCAGUUGUGCAGCUGUGUACUCAUACACACAUUAAAAGAGGUGGAGCUUCUGCAGUGGGUGCAUCUGUUGAUUAGCGGCCUGCCCUUAUUCUAAUCAAUUUAAUGAACACAAGUUGUGUUUUCUUUUACAGGGACAUUUAUCAGUAAUUUCCUUCCACUUUCAGUUUCAUUAUAUGACCAUUUAAGAUGCUUUUUUUUUUCAGAAUGAGAAUAUCUUGUAAUUAAUCCAAUAAAUCUAAUUUGUUGCACUAAUUUUCUCUCAGGUUUAUUGCCAAAUAUUUCUAGACUGUAUAUGAUAAAAAAAAACACUUGAAACACUACUCUUUUGUAGAUCCUUUGUAUUACGUUGUUUUCCACUACAGUUUUAACUCUAUGUCCUUAUUCCACUCUGCUACUGUACUGUAUGAGGCCAGUAUUUUUGAAUGCAUGACAGGAUUAGGGGUUCUGUCAUUGGACAGUAGGGCAGAGAGGGACUUGACCUAUGAACUGAUGAAGCUGGAAAUAUUUUACCAACAUGUAAAGGGACUAUGAAAUAAACUCAUACCUUAGUGGUAAUAAUAUUUGGUGACUUCUUUUGGUGGCUUAAUUUUGAGUUGGUUUGCCUUUUGUCUUCGCUCAAUUCAAGGUUCAAAUCUUUCCAUGUUUCAAAGCCUAGUUUGUGUAGCCUACUUAAGAUACAAUUU